GAAAGGAAAGAAAAGAAGGAAAAACUUGAGGAGAAGGCAGUCCACAAAGAAAAGAAGAAGGAGAUAGUGGAGGAUGAGGAAAAUGGAGCUGAUGAGGAUGAGGAAGAGAAUCCUGAUGAUGUGGAUGAAGAAGAAGGAGGUGAUGAGGAUGAAGAAGGAGAUGAGAAUGGGCAAGAGCAGGAUGGUCAUGCAGAGAAACGAUCUGCAGAGGAGGAAGAGGAUGAAGUGGAUCCAAAGAGACAGAAGACAGAAAACGGCUCUUCAGCUUGAGUUCUCCCCUCCCAUCUCCCCUGUUCCGUCCAUCUCCUCCUCCAUUCCAGCCUGUGCUUGCGCUGCCCAUUAGCCUCUGGCUUCACACAAUCUCAGAUGAGGAAAGAUUAGAAAUUCUCUCAAACAGCGAAGACAGCAGUUUUCUCCUAACCCAAAGACCUAGCCCAUCUGUGACAUUCCCCAGCUGAAAUUAUUCCA
Messenger RNA from Acanthisitta chloris (rifleman), 468 nucleotides. RefSeq names its product parathymosin (gene PTMS). The record is from RefSeq and is a predicted model, not a curated record. Lineage: Eukaryota; Metazoa; Chordata; Aves; Passeriformes; Acanthisittidae. The annotation marks the transcript as partial. The transcript is spliced from 4 exons.